GCGAAGCUAGGGUUUUGGAAACCCUUACCCUCCAUUGCCGUCGCCACUGCGGAGCUGAACCCUCCCCCUUCAACUCGGCAACCAUGGGUCCCAAGAGAGGCGGAAAGGCUGCGGUCGCGGGCAAGAAGAAGCAGGAGAAGGUGACGAACCCGCUGUUCGAGAAGCGGCCGAAGCAGUUCGGGAUCGGGGGCGCCCUGCCCCCGAAGAGGGACCUGACCCGGUUCGUCAAGUUCCCGAAGACCGUCCAGAUUCAGCGGAAGAGGAGGAUUCUGAGGCAGAGGCUGAAGGUCCCGCCGGCUCUUAACCAGUUCACCAAGACGCUCGACAAGAACUUGGCAACCAACCUAUUCAAGAUGCUUCUCAAGUACAGGCCCGAGGACAAGGCUGCAAAGAAGGAGCGGCUCUUGAAAGAGGCUCAGGCAAAGGCAGAAGGCAAAACUGUUGAGGCCAAAAAACCAAUUGUUGUGAAAUAUGGGCUUAAUCACGUCACUUACCUCAUCGAGCAGAAUAAGGCACAGUUGGUGGUUAUUGCUCAUGACGUUGAUCCGAUCGAGCUGGUUGUGUGGCUCCCAGCAUUAUGCAGGAAAAUGGAAAUUCCAUACUGCAUUGUGAAGGGCAAGGCACGCUUGGGAACGAUUGUCCAUAAGAAAACUGCAUCUGCAUUGUGCCUGACGACGGUGAAAAACGAGGACAAGCUGGAGUUCAGCAAAAUCUUGGAAGCCAUUAAGGCUAACUUCAAUGACAAGUAUGACGAGUACAGGAAGAAGUGGGGUGGUGGAAUCAUGGGUUCUAAAUCCCAGGCCAAGACCAAGGCAAAAGAACGGGUUCUUGCCAAGGAAGCUGCCCAGAGGAUGAAUUAGGGUUGAUAUCGAGCAUUUGCUUUUCCUUAGGAUCAAGCUCUCUUGAGUCUUUUAUCCUGGUUUUUGGUUUGUGCCCUUGAUAUAAGAGUAGACGCAGAAGUUUUGGUUUCUUCGUGGAAGGUUGGGAUCUAAAAUAUUCCUUGAGACAUCGAUUGUUGGCUUAAACUUGAAGUUUUAAUGUACUGUAGCCUUCUUCUUUUACGGGAGACUUGUCUUGAUGCC
Eucalyptus grandis is the source of this 1082-nucleotide messenger RNA. RefSeq names its product 60S ribosomal protein L7a-2. Gene Ontology annotation, biological process: ribosome biogenesis. Gene Ontology annotation, cellular component: ribonucleoprotein complex. Bases 84 to 860 code for a protein of 258 amino acids. Lineage: Eukaryota; Viridiplantae; Streptophyta; Magnoliopsida; Myrtales; Myrtaceae. The transcript is spliced from 6 exons. The record is from RefSeq and is a predicted model, not a curated record.